AUGGAGAGGAAACGGAAGGAGAUGGAGAAGGGCAAGUCUGAACUGAGACUGGCCAUGGAGGAGCUCCGUAUGUGCAGUCCAGGAGAUGGGGAGGAGGAGCAGGUGCAGGUGCAGCAGGUGAAAGUGCAGGAGCAGCCCAAGUCAUCCACCAUGGACCUCCUCUCUGUCUCCAAGCAGCUCAUCCAUGUCCUUGACGAGAUUGGACCGACUUUGCUAGUCCUGAGGCAGGACAUUCAGGAAAAUGUUCAGAGAUUACAAGAUCUGCAUGAAAGAGACUCUUCCAAAUAUGCGAGCUUGAUGGCGAUAGUUACCGAGGAAAUGGAGCAAGGGACAGCAAAGAAGACCAAAAGCUGCACCAGAGCUAUCAUCUGGCUGUCUAGGUCAAUAAAUUUCUCAAAAUAUUUACUGGAGAGGCUGCUGAAAACUCCUGAGUCGAGCCUGGAAGAGAUUGUCGAAGAAGCCUAUGGAAAUACUCUGAAGCCAUGGCAUGGCUGGAUCUCAUCAGCUGCUUACAAGGUAGCACUGAAGCUCAUCCCAGAAAGAGAAUUCUUCAUAGCACUGCUGAUGGGUAACUGUCAAGACUUUGAGGAUCUUGCAGAAGAUGCCAAGAUGCUGUCCUAUGCUGUCCAGCCCCUGUUAGAGGAGAUCGAUGCAAUUUCGGCUAAGCACAACUUGGACAAGAUGAAAUCCUCUUAG
This is a messenger RNA of Miscanthus lutarioriparius, 696 nucleotides long. The record is from the annotation of a GenBank genome assembly. NCBI's taxonomy places the organism in Eukaryota, Viridiplantae, Streptophyta, Magnoliopsida, Poales, Poaceae.